AUGAAUCUGGUGGGCAUUCGACAUCAUCAAUUUGAUUAUGUUGUCUCUGAAAUUUUACCACUCAUUGGUUCUUCGAUUCGAUCAUUUGUUCUUAAUGGUAAUUGGGAGACGAUACUCUCUGCUAAAGCAUUAACCAUUCUUUUUGCACCAUCCAUAUCAUUUACAUUUUCUCAAAUUCAAAAAUUAACACUAAAAUUGUUUACUGGUAAAAGACUUCUGUCAUUUCUUGACAACGUUAUAGAUUUUUUGCAGCUUGUUGAACUUGAUAUUCGAUUUCUCAAAGAAGAUGCUGACGAUAAAUUAUUGACAAAGAUCUUUGCUUCCAAUAAUGGACGACUCAAAUCAAUAUCAUUCGAUAUUGACUCAAUUGCUUUGAAUCUCUUCGAAGAUGAUGAUAAAAAUAUUUCAUUUCCAAAUAUUCAACAACUUAAAAUUAAAUUGGAGUUUAUCCAUAUACUACCACGUCUUUUUAAACUCAUACCCAACAUAAAACGUUUACAUGUUUGUGUUGAAAAAAUAUGGUAUGAACAAGACUAUCAUCACUUAUCCAUUGAUUUAUCACCUCUUAUUUAUUUAACUGAUUUUCAUUUACGUUUGGUCAAUUUCUUAUGGAUGUUCGACGACUUUACUCAUCUAUUAAGUCAUAUGCCAUUUUUGCAAAAGCUAACACUUGAUUUAUGGACAGGUGAUGAACGUCUAAUCAACGGAGAAAAUCUAACAUCAAUACUUCCUUCAUCUCUCAAACAGUUUCAUUUUCUCAUUCGAUAUUAUAUUUCGCAAUCAACUUUUGAAAUAGAUCGUCUACUUACAUCAUGGUUAAACCUUAUGCCAAUAAACUAUUUCCUGGAUGAAGAUAAUAAUUGUGUAUUACUGUACACCAUGCCUUGUUACUUACAUUCAACUAUUUUAUCAGCAACGAUAAGUAAACAUUUAUCAUCUUCUUGGACACAUAUGCAACAAGUUGAAGAUUUACAAAUCUACGAUGUAACAUCUUUUAGUGAAAUAAUUUUAAUAGUACAGCAUUUUCAUUGGCUUCGAACACUCAUGAUUGAUGUAAAAAACAAACCAGAAAAUGGUACGUUUCAUGAGUUCUAA
Molecule: messenger RNA, 1095 nt
Organism: Rotaria sp. Silwood2
Lineage: Eukaryota; Metazoa; Rotifera; Eurotatoria; Philodinida; Philodinidae
Source: the annotation of a GenBank genome assembly